This is a messenger RNA of Colletotrichum spaethianum, 5397 nucleotides long. RefSeq lists its product as uncharacterized. NCBI's taxonomy places the organism in Eukaryota, Fungi, Ascomycota, Sordariomycetes, Glomerellales, Glomerellaceae. The record is from RefSeq and is a predicted model, not a curated record. Bases 1 to 5397 code for a protein of 1798 amino acids. Gene Ontology annotation, cellular component: membrane. The transcript has 3 exons.
AUGCCCACUGCACCGUAUUGGGGCGAUCUGUCAGGCCCCAAAGCGGCCAGACGCCAGCGUCGCCAGUCAGAAGACUUUAGUCUCCCGGAACGCAAAUCCCCAGAGCUGGAGGGUCCCUCGACCGCCGCGCUCAUGACGGACAAACCUCUUCCUCCUCCUCCCCCAAAGUCAAACCGCACCUCGAUGCAGACGACCAACACCGAGGCCGUCACCGAAUCAACUCUCAGCCCCUACGCCUCACCUACCGCCUCCAGCUUUGCCGACCAAGGUCUAGCCCCGCGCCCGCCGACGUUCCCCUACGGCGAAUCUCAGUACCCAGACGAUCAGGCUGAGAGACGCCAACGAAGACGCAGAGAGCGCAACAACGAGGCCGAGGACGACAUUGACCACGAAUAUCUGUCCGGCCCAACGCCUCCGGCCGCCCCAGAUGUGCCCAAGGCCCCGCCCGUGAGCUUCAGACAUCCGUACGGCAAUGGUGGCCUGCCAUACACACACACAUCACCAGGCCCGCCUCGCCCUCCGCGACAGCCUAGUCCGCUGGUCAUCCCGGACGACGAGAUGAAUCCUGAAGAGUACUACAAGAACCCUGCAUCCGAGGAAAGGCAGCAGAAGCAGGAGGAACACCCGCCUCUCGACCGCUCGCAGCCCACGCUCGAUGCCGCCGCCGAGACGCGAGCACCCCGCGAGCCCCGCGACCCUCAAAGUUCUUCGAGGAGAAGAUCGACAGGUGGGGCAGGCAGAAACGGGCAGGGAAGAAAGGCUUCGGUAGGAGGAUCCAGCAGAAAGUUCGCAAACGACCGUUCUCCCCUCCAGAGGCUUGAGCUGACGCUCGACAGCAUCACCAAGGAGGAGAAGCGAGCUCGUGUCGAGGCCGCGGAGCGUCGCGCCAGGGAAAAGGCUGCGGCCAAGGCCGCCCAGAACCCGGAUCUUUUGCAGCCUCCCGAGCCCACCCAGCGUGCGCCGCCGCAGCCGCAGGAACCCCUGCCCAAGCAGCAACCUCAGCGACCCCUCCCAGAGCCGCCUCGAAAGCCUCAACAACCUCCACCAGAGGUACAGCAGGUGCAGCAUGUGCCGGUACAGCAAGUACAGGUGCACCAGGCGCCAGUCCAGCAGGUGCGGUUCCGAGACGACGGUCUGGAUGAGGGCCGCAGAGGGCAGCAAGCCAAUAUUGCUGCUCCGCGCGGAGCGCCGGUGCAAUACUAUCCCGUAGACGACGGCAGAUAUGCGCCGCGCCAGUCGCUCGAUGAGAGGCGACAACAACCGCAGUACGCGCCUGAAUCCCACAGGCGCCAUGCGUCUGGGCCAUACCCGCCGAAAGGACCUCCAAUGGCUGCGGAACCGAGACAUCCUCCCGCCUCCUCUGGGGUCCCACAGAGAAGCGUCAGUCUCCGCGAAGAACCUCGCGAGCCGCCCGCGACGAGCUCAGGCAUCCCUAAGCGUAACUUGAGCUUCCGCGAGCGCGCUGCAAAGAACGACAUGAGGUUGCCGCAAGCCUCCGAGCAAACUCAGAGCGCAGAGGCAAGCCCGCAGCCCACACCACCAGUUUCUGGAUCUCGGCGACCCAGUUUCUCUCUCACUAGGAGCGUGAGCAAUAAGCUGAAGAAGCAGCCCAAGGGCGAUCCGUGGUUCAACAUCCGGCAGGAUGCAGAGAGGAAAUACGACAACAUUGACUUCCGGAACGCCGCUUUGGACCAAUCUGCGGCAGAAAAGGGCGGUCCUCCCGUCCAGAGAUCCGUGUCCCAUGCUGCGCGCGAACAGGCAUUGCCCCCGGACGCAAUGCGGGAGGAGGUCAGACGGGUCGGGAUUCCCAGUAAGGCUGCGAAGUUAAUUGGCUUUGACUUUGGAGGAGUUCAACGUCGGUCGACGGCCCCGGCAGCCCAACAGCACGACUACGAGUCUGAUGACGACGACCCCCGAUACGACAAUGUUCGCCAUGCGCGCGUGGUAUCGGGUGGACGCGGUGACAGCCAACACCACGCACCUCAAGCGCAGGCUGGGGCGCGCGGAAGACCCUCUGACAGGGAAUACUACUCCGAGGAUGAUGGGUUCAGUGACGACUCUCGAGACCUGUAUCCUGCGAAGAAGACAUUCCGCCCCGGUGAAGGCAUUUACAAGCCGCCAGUGUAUCUUGACGAGUGGAAGAAGGCCACAGUCGGCAGUUUAUCUGGGGCCAUGCUGGACCUGAGCGACGAACAACUCGCUUCGACUGAUAAGGACACCCCUUGGUGGGAAGGCGGCAAGCGCAGAGGGAGCACAUCACGGCCGCGCAAGGCGGAAGCCUUUGACGGCGAGUAUGAUGACACACACGCCCCCACACGGUUCAAGCCGCCAUUGUUCCUCAAGUGCGGCCCGCUGUUGAGAUACUGCGGACUCAAGCAUGAGAAGGUUCCCGCCCGUAACAGGAACACUGCCGUCAAUGAGAGAACAAUCUGGCGUGGGUCGGUCAUGAUCGUGACGCUGGAUAGCGACUCUUCUUACGAGAUCGCGCCGACCUUGAGACUGUUCGUACAGCCUAUCGAACUACUCCCCCCUCCGCCUCAGGAGAUCUCGGGAGAGCAGGGGCUACCGCCAGAAUACGUGGACCCGAUUGCUGGGAUUCCGAAGCUGGGCAGACGAGGAGAGACGCUUUACGUCCGUCCAGUGGAGCACCUCGAUGAGGCCAAGGACCUGUCUAGAGACGAGACAGACAACGGCCUCUUCGAGAAGACCAGAAGCCCACCUGAUUACACCCAGGCAGAUGGUUCGCCAGACUUGCCUGGGUCUUUUGCCAGCCGCCGAAAGCGCGUCGAGAUCGAUGGGGAAAAGGUCUCCAAGUACAAGGACGUGCGCGGUUUCCGAUUGCAUGCAGAGCGCGGAUGUACAUUCUGGCGCUUCAACAUUGAGAUUGAGCUCCGCGAAAAACAGCAGCGGAUCGCAUACCGAAUCAACAGGGGCCCUGCGAUGGGCUUCUGGGUCCCUGCCCUCGGAGAAUCGAUGAACAUCAUGUUCCACAGCUGCAACGGGUUCAGUGCUAGUGUCAACCCCGACGACUUCAGCGGCCCCGACCCUAUGUGGCGCGACGUUCUCAACACUCACCAGUCACAGCCUUUCCACGUCAUGAUUGGCGGCGGUGAUCAGAUCUAUAACGACUGCUUGAUGGACCAGAGCAAGCAGUUCCGCGAGUGGCUGACGAUUAAGAACCCUCUGCACAAGCACAACUCGCCCUUCACGCCAACGAUGCAGGACGAGCUGGAGCGGGCCUACCUUGAGCGUUACUGUAUGUGGUUCUCGCAGGGUCUCUUCGGCCUGGCCAACUCGCAGAUCCCCAUGGUCAAUAUGUGGGAUGACCACGACAUCACGGAUGGCUUCGGCUCGUAUGCCCACCACGACAUGAACUCGCCAGUUUUCUCCGGCCUCGGCAACGUUGCCUACAAGUACUACAUGCUGUUCCAACAGCAGAGUAUCCCCACGGAGACGGAGGCUUCUGAGCCCAGCUGGGUUCUCGGCAGCGAACCCGGGCCGUACAUUAGCGAGCUGAGCCGCAGUCUGUUUGUGGAACUGGGCUCCAAGGUUUCUCUGUUGGCUGUUGAUGGCAGGACGGAGCGGACGGAGCUUGACGUGGUCAGCGAGCCUUCGUGGCAGAGAAUCAUGGACCGCUGCUACGACGAACUGAGGAACGGACGAACCGAGCACUUGCUGGUCCUUCUGGGUGUUCCGAUCGCCUACCCCAGAUUGGUCUGGUUGGAGAAUAUUCUCACCUCGAGAGCGAUGGAUCCUGUCAAGGCUCUGGGCAAGUUGGGAAUGCUCGGCAAUACUCUUAACCACAUCGAUGGUGGCGUCGAAGUGCUCGACGACCUGAACGAUCACUGGACUGCCAAGAAUCACAAAAAGGAGCGGACCGUUGUCCUGCAGGACAUGCAGGACCUGGCGGCAGACAAGUCUGUAAGAGUCACAUUCCUCAGCGGCGAUGUCCAUCUUGCUGCCGUCGGUCAGUUCUACGCCAAUCCCAAGCUUGGUCUACCCAAGCACAAGGACUUCAGGUACAUGCCGAACAUCAUCUCCUCGGCCAUCGUCAACACGCCGCCUCCCGAUCUGAUGGCGGAUAUUCUGAACAAGCGUAACAAGAUCCACCACUUUGACGAGUCGACCGAGGAAGACAUGAUCCCGCUAUUCCAGCAUGGCGUCGACGGCAAGGCGAGAAACAACAAGCACCUGCUACCACAUCGCAACUGGUGUUCCAUCCGGGCAUGGACCCCAGGCACUACGCCACCUCCCACGCCACCGCUGUCGGCUUAUGAUAGGAGCCCAAGUCCGCCGGCGAACCGUGGAGGCCUUCUGAGGCGGUUUUCAUCGAACCGUGGCCCGGCAUAUCGCCCGGAUGUUCAGCGCGAUGGCCGAGACGAGUCCCGGUCGCGACCUCCAAUCUCCAACAAGGGCAAGGCUGGCGGCCUGUUCCGCAGUCUCUCGCGCCGCAACUCGACCGAUGGAGGUCGACCUACUGAGCCGUCCAAGCCAAAGCGCUCAUUGUCGUUGACUCGCAAUUUCUUCAGUCGCCGGGGCAGCAAGAAGUCGCAGCCCGACGACGGUGGUAUCAACGGCCAGUGGGGAGACGACGAUGGAGACGACGAGAGUGUGGACGACGGAUUUUAUGGGUAUGAAGACGAGCACAACCAUGGGCCGGCGCCUACGUCCAGGGGCAUGGGUCUUCGUGGCGGCGGUGGUCACGAUGAGUACCAAUCCGGCGAUGACUCGUACUUCACGGCUCGCCCGGCAGCGCGAAUGAGCGGCGCUGCUAACAGGGCAGUCCCACGGACCCAUGACGAGUUCCAGCCUGGCGACGAGACUCAAUUCUCCGCUCGUGCGCCGGCUCGUUCUUACACCACCGGCGAUGAACGCCAGGUUCCUAGGUCGCAAGAUUCGCUGGCGCGGCCGAAGCCGUUCCACCGCACUCCGACGGGGUUGUCGGUUAAGCAAAAGAAGAAGGCGGAUGCUUUUGAAGUGGACCUCGAAGGUGGUUUGGACAUUUGCCUCAAUGUCGAGGUGAACCAGAAGGAUCCCGCCGGCAUCACAGUGCCAUACCGGCUCCUUGUGCCUCGUCUGGUUUGGGACGACGCCAAGGAGGCUGCCAAUCUGCAGCCGCCUGCCCCGGCGGGUUUCAAGCGGCUGUUUAGUAUGAAGAAGAAGGACACUGGCGCCGUGCCACCUCAGGGCCCGGCGUCCGAGGAACAGUUUGAGGGGUCUAUUAGACAACAACCAGCGGCACCUCCCGCGGGUCGGGAGCCUGUCUACGAUGCGCUCCCCGCGAGUGCGAGGUACGAGUCGCCCGGAGGCUAUGAUUCAGCCCGCACGCAUGACUCGGCUGGGCGGUACAACUCGCCAGCGAGGUACGAGACACAGAGUGCGAGGCAGGGCAGAUGA